Molecule: messenger RNA, 1086 nt
Organism: Chironomus riparius
Lineage: Eukaryota; Metazoa; Arthropoda; Insecta; Diptera; Chironomidae
Source: the annotation of a GenBank genome assembly
AUGAAGGUUUUAUUCAUGUUUAUUGGAUUAUUUCAAUCAUCUCUAACCCAGGAUCGAACUUUUUUGCUGUCUAGACAAAGCUUUGCUAUCGACUUGUUCAAGAACUUAUCCAGACCCGAAAGCUUCAUUAUAUCACCAGCAUCAAUAGACUUUGCCGUUAGUGCCUUGUUUUUUGGCUCGAGUCAGCAAACGUUUAUGGAAAUGAUGACUGGAUUGCAUUUCCCAAAGAAUUACAGCAUGAACAUGAUUCAAAAUAACUUUAUGCUGCUCAGUAGAAAUUUGAAAAAUGUUAAAGGACUUGAGAUUGGAACUAUAAUGUACGUCAAUGAGUCCUUAACGCCCCAACACAAUUACAAAUUGACAAUCCAAAGAGUCUUAAAUGCUGAAAUCGAGUCAAUUGCCUUCGCUCAGAACGUUCAAGCAGCUCAAAGGAUCAACUCAUAUGUGGCACAGAAGACGCACAACAUGAUAAUGGAAGUCAUUGAUCAAAAUGCUAUCAAUUCUGGUAUAACAAUGAUUUUAUUAAAUUGCAUCUACUUUAAAGGCACGUGGCAGUACAAGUUCCUUAAGAAAAAUACUUUCACUGGAAAAUUCUUCCUUGACGAGACCAACACGGUUCCAGCUCAGUUCAUGACCCAAAAAACAUACUUUUCCUUUGGCUAUAUAGAGGAACUUAAUUAUGCAUCGGUUCUGUCACUUCCUUAUAAGAAUUCAGACAUGACAAUGCUGUUUGUACUUCCACGCAAGAAAGAUGGAUUGCCAAGUUUGAUUAGUAACAUGUCAAUGGUUGAUUGGUCCUCAAUUGACAAAAUAAUGGGAGAGAUUGAGGUUAAAGUGACAAUACCUAAGUUUAACAUCAGUUUUGAGCAGGAUGUUGAUGGGACAUUGAAAAAUGUGAGUGUUGCUUCAAGGGAAAUGGAGUUCAUAGCCGAUCAUCCAUUUAUAUUCAUGCUGCGUGCUAAGUCUAGUAUCCUUUUCAUUGGUCAAUACACUGGUGACAACUCAAAGCCAUUUGUUGAAACUGCUCCGUUUGAAACAACUUAUAUUCCAGAUCUAAAUGUCAGCAACAUGUUGAACAUGGAAUGA